This is a messenger RNA of Setaria italica (foxtail millet), 2359 nucleotides long. RefSeq lists its product as uncharacterized. The record is from RefSeq and is a predicted model, not a curated record. The transcript has 2 exons. The coding region runs from base 142 to 2205 and encodes 687 amino acids. Lineage: Eukaryota; Viridiplantae; Streptophyta; Magnoliopsida; Poales; Poaceae.
UGAGUUUGGAAAGUUUAGAGGGUAGAAUACCCGAUUUUGUAGUUUGGGGGUGGACCCGUGAUAGUGUGGGGGGUUAUAUAUGCAGACUUCUUCCAACUGAGUACAAACACAAACACGCACCCAGCACAACGAAGAGAUACAAUGGGCCUCUCAAGUGCUGUGCAAUGGUGGGAAGAGUGGCAGCUGCGAAUCCUCGUCUUGGGCAGCCUCGCCAUUCAGUGUUACCUUGCAUUCUUCGCCAGCGCCCGUAAGAAGCAUAUCAGGCCCUUGUUCAGAUUUAGCAUCUGGCUGGCGUACCUAGGUGGAGAUGCUAUAGCGAUCUAUGCCCUCGCAACCCUCUUUAACCGGCAAAGGAAGGUAUGGUACACUUCUGAAGAUGGCAGCCAUGACCUAGAGGUACUAUGGGCGCCCAUCCUGCUCAUGCACCUCGGCGGACAGAUCAACAUAUCGGCCUACAACAUCGAAGACAACGAACUGUGGAGGCGGCACGUUGUAACCGCGGUGUCUCAGGUUGCGGUGGCUCUGUAUGUGUUUUGCAAGUCAUGGUCGCCCUCGGCCGAUAGGAGGCUAUUAGCCGCAGCAAUUCUGCUUUUUAUCCUUGGGGUUUUCAAAUGUUCCGAGAGACCAUUGGUUCUCAAGAGGAAUUGCUUUAAUAGCCUAGUCAGCUCUUUCCAUCCUUCCCCGAGGGCCAAAAAUAUCAACAGAGAAGUAGAACUUGAAGUAUACAUACAAGAAGCACGGGAUUUUGUUCACCGUAAUAAACAGCCGCCAACAAUGGAUAGUGACGCAACAUUGCCACACAUGGAGCAGCUCUCUAUACCUGACAAGCUACUUGUGGACUCUGCAUAUGCCUAUACUGACCGUCUUAAUAAGCUGAAAUCCUUGUGGUCCCUAGACUACGAAGCAGUUUAUGCAGCACUACGCAAAGGGCUCUCCAUAACUUUCGACCUUAUUUAUAGCAAGGAGCCUCAAGACACCGAUCCAAACAGAGAGGAAGACGUUGAUACUGAUGGUUGUUCAAUCUUUUUGUUCUUUUCCGUUAUAACAUUGUCAGUCGUGGCCAUAAUCCUCUUCCAUAUUAGCCAUAAACAGGCUUAUAGGAGGAGCGACAUCAGGGUUACAUUUUCAUUGUUGUACAUCACAUAUCUGUUGGAGAUUUCGUCCUUGGUUACAAUGAUCAUUUCUUACUCUGAAUGGCAUGACGUGGUUCCACAGGAUAGCCUUACAGGAUUCUUAGCUCGAAAGAGAAGGAACACAUGGUUGAUGGGCGUUGCGGAAUCCAAGCCUUGCUACUCGUCCGAGGACAUUACAGGCUUGGUUCAGGGCCAUGUUAGAAAUGGGUGGAUAAAUUAUAUAAAUGAUACCGAGAGUUACUGGAAGUUCAGUGAUAUCAGGGGCCACUGGACGCUUGAGCGCAAUGGAUGUGAAGCAAACCUUGGAGGGAGUAUAGAGAAGCCAUUCGAUGAGAGCAUCAUUCUCUGGCAUGUGGCCACAGACUUUUGCUUUCACCAUAAGGGCGCGUCUCCUGAUUCUAGACCUGCCAGGCUUUGCAGGGAAAUCUCCAACUACAUGGUGCAUCUACUGUUUGCUAAUCCUGAAAUGCUUAUUCCUGGUAGCAGAACAACUUUGUUCACAGAUGCCUACAAUGAACUCGAGGCUCUCCUGAAAGAUGACGAUCUAACAUUAUUAGACGAAAAACAAGUUACAGAAAAGAUAAUUGAGAAGAUGGGCUCCUCUGAAGAAGGUAAUAUUGUUCACGACUCCUGGGUUCUUUCUCAAAAGCUGAUGGAAUUAGGUGAAGAGAAGAUGUGGGAAGUAAUCGAAGGUGUGUGGAUUGAGAUGCUCUGUUUUUCUGCUGGAAGGUGCAGGGGUUACCUGCACGCCAAGAGCCUUGGCACCGGUGGGGAGUACCUCACCUUUGUCUCCCUCCUGAUGUCACAUGCGGGAUUGGAGACAUUUGCAGAGAGGCAGCAGAGGAUUCAGCUUCGGCUUCCGAAAGAGGAGAGGGUGAAAAUUGCAAAGAAAAGAAUACAGGAAGCUGCAAGUAACCAAGCUAUGAAGGAAGAAAAUGCUGCCACUCCACCUGCUACAGAAGCCAAUGAGCAAGUACGGCAAGAAGAAAACCCUGCUGCUGCAUCUGCUUCGCAAGGUGAAUGCGUUGCCCCUGCCAUUGCACAUGAGUUCAAGAUUGUUGUCUCACCGUGAGAGCAAAGUGUGUACCUUGUUUAUCUGCUCUGCAUGAUGGUGCCUUGAUAAAAGUUAUGUAAUGUCUGUUGUGUUUACUACAAGUUCAUAUCACGCAUGAUGACUCCAGUGUCCAAGUAGCAUUCAAUAUCUGUACAUAAAGCAUCUCAAAUUA